GUUGGAGGCGUUUCUAGAGACUGCAGAAAACGUGCUGCUGCGCAGCGGCACUUUGCCUACGAGGACGCGCUGGGCGAGGCCGCAGCAGCUAGCUGCUGAAGCUGCUGCUGCUGCUGCUGCUGGUUCUCCUGCUGCUGCUGCUGCUGCUGCUGCUGCUGCAGCAGCAGCUGCUGCUGCAGCGGAGGGGCAGUCCGAGCGCUCCCCCGACGCCGCCGCAGCAGCCUCAGCAGCAGCUGCUGCAGCUGCUGCAGCAGAGCCGCCCCCAGAAGCAGCAGCAGCAGCAGCAGCAGCAGCAGCAGCAGACCCUGCUGGGCGGCUGAUGCUGCGGCUAAACGCGAGGCGGCGGCGGCAGCAGCUGCUGCGGCAGCAAGCAGCAGAAGAAGCAGAAGUUGCUGCUGUGCUGCAGUCCAUUCCUUUCAAACCCUCAGUGCCAGCGAAGACAAUAGAACAAGAGAGAAGAUCCAAACUCACUGAUUUAGGGUUUGUGGAAGUUGUCGAGUUCGCCAAACCCUGGAGGCUAAACCCUAAUCCUGAAAACGGAGAAGAAACCCCCGACCUCUGGGCAGCAGUUAUGGAACGUGAGAAGAGAACCUGGCCCGAGGGUUUGGUACUUGACGGCUUGUUGACUCGCGCUGACUGCACCACUUUUGGCUUCGACGAAAAACGCAAAGAGUUUGUGAAGCUGCUGGACAGAUAUGAGGAAGAGCUGGAGCGCGGCAGCGGCAUAUCUCUGGGCACUGUUAUUUUCUUCUUGAUGAUUUUCAUUAGAUGGUAUACGAGCUAG
This is a messenger RNA of Eimeria necatrix, 784 nucleotides long. RefSeq lists its product as hypothetical. The record is from RefSeq and is a predicted model, not a curated record. NCBI's taxonomy places the organism in Eukaryota, Apicomplexa, Conoidasida, Eucoccidiorida, Eimeriidae. The annotation marks the transcript as partial. The transcript is spliced from 3 exons.